AUGGGAUGGCUCGAUAGCGUCUUUGGAUCGAAAUCCGCCGACGAUCCCAUUCAGAAGCUUGACCCCAAGCUACGAGAUUUUCUGGAGAAAGAGUCGCCUGUUAAAUUCCAACCCAACCGAACCCCAGCUGAUGUCGAGACGAGCCAACGAGGCCCGGCUCCUGAAAAGCCGCGACAGGAUGCGCAAUCUGGUGUGCCAUCCGCUAGCCUCUACCAAGAUGGCCGAUAUGCCGACCUCUGGAAGACAUACAAGCCACUAGAGAGUGUGGAGGCCGACACGAAAAGCAGUCAUGAGAAGCUGAUGGAUGUGUUGGACGGGUAUAAAGAGCGCAAGAUGGUGAUUGCGAAGGCAGCGCUGGAGAACUGUUCUUUUCAACAAGAGGAAUGGAGAAGGUGCAUGGUGGAGGGAAGCUGGGUCGACACGUUACAGAUGUGCAGGGAUAAGGUUAAGAAGUUCGAGCGUUGCUAUUCAAUGCAGUCGAGGUUUCUUCGUGUCCUAGGCUAUCAGGCGGAGCCGGGUCGAUCCGCGAUACUCGAAGAAGACAUCCAACUUCAUGCGGAUUCCCUUUACCAAAGGAUGCUCGAGCAUGAAGAAGCAGUGGCAAAGGCGCGAGAGCAGGGUCUACCUGUACCCACAUUCGAAAUCAUCCCGCCGCCCUUGCUGUCGAAGGCAACCACCCCUCCCGACGAGGCUACCACGAAGGUCUGGAAAGAUCAGUUGGAUAAGCUCCCCGAGGACGAGAGAGCGGCUGAAGAGGCGGCACUGAAAGCCGACUAUUAUGCAAGACUGAAUACGGCGGAGAGGGUUAAGGAACUGAGGGCUAGUGAAGCUGCGGAGCGGAGGAAAAGGAAAGCGGAAGGAAAGUCUACGAUGGGCGAUUACUUUUGGGGCCUCAUGGGGCCGCGAUCAGAAUCCGACAACGAUGAGAAACGGACCACACCCACCAUGGCAACACCACCACCCCAGGGCGAGUACUCUCCACUAUUCCUCUACAAUUCGAAUACGGCGCUACAAUAA
This is a messenger RNA of Scedosporium apiospermum, 1017 nucleotides long. RefSeq lists its product as uncharacterized. The transcript is spliced from 4 exons. Bases 1 to 1017 code for a protein of 338 amino acids. The record is from RefSeq and is a predicted model, not a curated record. Lineage: Eukaryota; Fungi; Ascomycota; Sordariomycetes; Microascales; Microascaceae.